GAUCUUGCACGCACAAGGAGUAUGCAUCAGAAGUGAAAAUCAUCAGUCGACUGAGGCAUAAGAAUUUGGUUCAGCUAAUUGGUUGGUGCCAUGAGAAAAGAGAACUUCUACUUGUUUAUGAAUUCAUGCCCAAUGGUAGCUUAGAUACUCAUCUUUUCGAAGAAAAAAGCUUGUUGGCAUCUGCACUAUUCUAUCUACACGAGGAGUGGGAACAAUGUGUGGUGCAUAGAGAUAUAAAAUCAAGCAAUGUUAUGUUAGAUUCGAAUUUCAAUGCAAAAUUCAGGGAUUUUGGAUUAGCUAGGAUGAUUGAUCUUGAAAAAGGAUCUCAGACGACUGUUCUGGCAGGGACUAUGGGCUACAUGGAUCCUGAAUGUAUCAUUACAGGCCAGUCUAGUAAGAAGUUAGAUGCAUACAAUUUUAGAAUUGUAUCAUUGGAAUUAGCAUGUGGAAGAAAACCCAUAGAUCACAAUGCAACAGAAGGUCAGAUAAAAAUGGUUGAGUGGGUUUGGAACCUUUAUAGAAUGGGUAAGCUCCUUGAAGCAGUUGACUCGAAACUAUCUACAGAUUUUGAUGAGCAAGAAAUAGAACAAUUGAUGAUUGUGGGACUUUGGUGUGCUCACCCAGAUCCCAAUAUCCUGCCUUCAAUCAUGCAAGCGAUUCAUGUCCUGAAUUUUGAAGCUCCAGUGCCAACGUAUUUGUCUCCAUCAGAUUAUACACCCACUUCUUCACAACUAUUAUCCUAUGGCACUACUGUAUCUGAGAGAAGCUGGAACCAAUCUUCGAGUUAUAGUUACAACACUGAUUCCUCAAAGUUCACCACAUCUUUUGCAACUUGUUCGUCAUCUGCAUCACUUUUGCUCACACAAUAG
Messenger RNA from Ilex paraguariensis (yerba mate), 869 nucleotides. The record is from the annotation of a GenBank genome assembly. Lineage: Eukaryota; Viridiplantae; Streptophyta; Magnoliopsida; Aquifoliales; Aquifoliaceae.